Molecule: messenger RNA, 5487 nt
Organism: Pocillopora meandrina
Lineage: Eukaryota; Metazoa; Cnidaria; Anthozoa; Scleractinia; Pocilloporidae
Source: the annotation of a GenBank genome assembly
CUUGGAAAACAUGGUGGUUGAUGUCAACAGGGUUAACUGGAGUGACUUCGGAAACUCUGAUCCCAGGGUAGGUUAUCUCAGACGAUAUUUAACUAUACUGUCUUUGUCUCUCUUUGAGCUUGUUUACGCUUGAAAAUGCAUUCUAAGUUUGACAAGGCGUAAAAUUCGAUGGAAUUAGAAGUGUCGUCGGUCGCAAGUAAAACUGCAAGUGAUGCAAGUGUUAGCAGAACAGACACGGCAAGCGAUGAUGAGGAAUCUUAUCAGACAGGUGUGAUGGUAGUUUUUGCUCCUAUCUCCACUGUAACACUUCAUUAAUCCCUCCCUCUUCUCUUUGUAACCCAAAAUAUUUCGUGUUGUUUCCACUCUUCUAUCCUAGAACAUACUGUAAGUACGGGUCAGCGGUUUGAAGCGUAAUCUGUAAAAUUACCUGUAGUUCACUAGUAGAUCCUCAUAUUCUUUAAUCAAACCUGAAAAAUGUAGUGAGAGCUUGAACAAUUGCCAGAUCAACAGAAAUAUGUCAUCCCAGAGGUGAUCCACAUUCCAUCUGCAUCUGAUAACAGCCCAAAGAGUUCAGGAAUUGCCGUGUAUAAAUAUUCCUCCUCUGAGGAAUCUGAUCAUGAGGAAUGCUAUGAAGAGGGAAAUUAUCCUUCAGGAUAUGUUAGAGGUAUAUUACGCACUUUGUUAUGAUAUGUGUACACCAUUCAAAAAUUUCAAAACUUUUUAAAUUCUAUUUUCUUUUCUAUUAAAGAUUAAGAUAAUGAGUGAAAACAAAGUAAAGAAAUAGAUGAAUGAAAGGAACACUUGUUUAAAAGUUUUGACACCAAGGAAAAAAAUAUGGCCACAACAUUUAUAACAGAUGGUAAUGUUAACUAAGAACCAAGACAAAAGUUUGUUAGAUUGCCUUCGAAAAAGGAUUUGUGACCUGUUUUUUUUUAAUAGAAAUAAAGCUUUUAGUCACUAUAUUUGACAUCCUCUUAAUUCUUGAGAGAUAUUGCUGAAAGCUUUUUUUGUUAGCUAGCAUUUAUUUGCUUGAUACAUUUGCCAGGUAAACUAAGUUAUAUUGCAGAGUAAGGCAAGAUACAACGUUCAUUGUUGAGGAGUUGUAAUGCAUGAUGUACCCACAAUUCUGUUGCCGUGGAAACAUCAACAGUCAAAAUAAUAUCUCUCUACAAAAACUAUUGAUUCAAGGAACCAGCUCAACUGAUUUAUGUUAACAGUAGACAAAACCAAUCAUUAUAAUUUAGAGCAAUCCUUCAGAUUUUAUUUUUUGAUAUGAUUUGUUGCAUUUGAUUAGGUUUGGCCCCACCCCAGGUUUUGCUUAAAAGCUACAGAAGGCAAGCACGGGAAUUUGCCAACAAUGGAGAUGAUAGAGCUGUACAUGAUCGAAUCCGAUGUGUAGCUUUAACCAGAAUAAUUUAUGGGGAUAAUCACUGGAAACUGGCUAAAGCUUACUCAAAGCUUUCACAGGCAUAUCUAGAGCAGAAGGGUAGGUUCUGUGAAAUUUUUCUGAUCAGUAAUGUUUAGGAUAAACUAUCCUCUACUAACACAUCAAUUUUGAGAUCUAAUUUUGAACAUAUAAGGUAAACCUAAAUUUGUUUUUAAUAUUUUGAAGAGAGAUUUUAUCCACUUAGUUUCAAGUCAUUGUCUACUUGUUGUCAGGAAUGGCCCAGCAAGCCCUGAUUCAUGCUGGAAAUGCUCGUGAUGUGUUACUGGCAGCAGAUGCAGUAAAACAUCAAGGAAGACAGAUUUAUGACAGAUCUGAUGUGCUUCCUGUUAUGGAAUUGAUGUAUUUUGUGAUGGGACAAGCUCAGAUUGCCUUGAAGAAGUAAGUGCAAUGUACAUGCAGUAGGUGAGUUUGCUGCAUUGCUUUCCCUAGCCUCUUGCACCACCUGAUUUUCCCUCAGAAAAAUUAUUUACAGUCUGUUUUGUUUUCUUAAAGUGUGGUUGAGGUAUUCCAGCUGAAACUGCAACUUGUUCCACUUUCUGAAGCUGACAGGGUUGAAUUUUAGAUUCUAUCAAGGUUGGAAAAGCAAAAAUAAAGAGGGAUUUCCUUCCACUGAAAUGGCAAAUUAUCAUCAAAUGACUUGCACAGUAGAACUGUAUUGAAGUAGAAAUUAAAUUUUGAUUGAACUUACUUAGCAGUUAUUGCAAUUAAAUGACCUGUUAUGCUUCUAACUUGCAAUUAGCAUACAGCAGAUAGUGUAAUAUUUUGUUUGUGUGAAACUUGCAAGAAGCAUUUAAAGGUAAUGUAGCAUUAAGAUGUAGGAGAAAAGAAUAGUACAUUUGCUUCUUUACAGCACACAGAAGGCUGAGAACAGCUUUAAGAAAGCAGAGUUAGUAUCAAGAGAAAGAGAAGAACUAGGGCCAAAACAUCAGGACCCUAACAGACGGCUUCAAAUAUUGAUGGUCCUUGGUCGCGUCAGUCUUAAGACUCACAAAACAGGACAUGCCCUGGAAUGCUUUGAAAAGGUAGCAGUUUCAAUUUAUGGUCUUACUUAAACAGUAAAUGAAUAAAAUUAUGAAAAGCCUCGAUAUAAGAACCCAAUUUUUACUCUUGGUCUCGAUAAGCCAUAUACACAAUUCUCUAUGUUUCACAUUACAGGCAUUAGAGGUUGCUCAGAAAUAUUAUGGAGCUGAAAGCAAAGAGUUGAUUCCAAUUUACCAAAGCCUGGCACGUGCGGAAGGAAGUCAUGGUGACACAGCCAGCAGAGAAAGGGCAUCAAAGUUGUUAAUGCAAGCUCAUGAUAUCAGCAAAUCAAAGUAAUGUCUGAACACAAAUAUUGUUGCCAAUCAUGAGGCAAGUUUGUUUAGUUUUAUCAUCUUCUGUUAUAAAAAAUGUUUUUAUUCAUAUUUAUAGAUUUGGGGAAGAUUCAAUGGAAGUUGCAGACUCUUCAUUUGUUAUGGCCAUAAGUUACACUGAUGAUGAUGAAAGCCUAGAUAAAGCCAAGAAAUACCUGAAGGAUGCCAUAACUUUAUACAUGAAGCAUAGAGGUCCAUAUAAUAACUCAACUAUAAAGGCCCAGGUACAGUUUAAAGUCAUCUCAGUACAUAUUGUUGUAUUUUGUUGUAUCUCUUGUAAAGGUAACCUAGACACAUAACUGAGAUCUUUCACUGCAGAAAUUCUUUUAUCAAGUUGCAGUUUGAAAUAAAAUCUCUGGUCUUUUCUUGCUCAUUUUAAGUUUCACUUAAAAAUUUUAUGUUGUCUUUGAUCCAAAAUAUUUCAAGGGUUUUCAGCAACUUCAUGAUUGUUAUUCAUGUCUUUUAGCUAUUGUAACAGUGCCUGUUGACCAAUGAGAGGACAAAUAAACUUGUUAUUUCAUAAAAAUCAUUAUCAAAUUUUUACUUGGAGAAAAUCUUUAUUUUCUUAAAAGGGAAGUGAGCAUAGGUAACAAUAAUAUUGUUAGUACCAACAGCUUAAUAUGGUUAUUAUUUGUUUAGCUAGCAGAUAGAAGGUUGGUAAAAUUAUUGUAAUAAAUCAGUAACUCGAUUGUUCUUGUAUGUAAACAGAUGUACAAAAGUAAAACUUUUUGCAACAACUGACUUCUGGGAAAUUUUUCCACUUUUAUUGUAAGUUUGCUUUUUUUUUAAUUAGGAUGAGCUCAGUCGUUUGUUAAUUCGUGAUGGCAGUCUGGAGGAGGCAGUGUUGCUUCAGAAGUCAGUGGCAGAAGCUAAGACAGUGGUGUAUGGUGACCCAAGUGAGCAGGCUGCUGCUUCAUACCAGUUGAUGGGUAGUAUAAGACUGAAACAAGGACGAACACAGCAGGCUUUGAAAUGGCUCACCAAGGUAACACCAAGUUUUAAUUUAUGUUCUUCUUUGUUUAUUGGAGCUCUAGGAUUGGUUACCAUAAUUUACCAGUUUUUCAAACUUUUUCAGAUAUCGUAGCCGUGGACAUUGUAUUCCUCAUUAUUUAAUAUAAUUUGGUUUGUGUGUUUACCUUUUAGGCGCACAAUAUGCUGAGUGCAACAUUAGGAAAGAGUCACAAGAGAACAAAAGAGAUGGCAGACACCAUUAGCCGCAUAAAGAUGUAAGUUGUGUGGAGUAUUAGAGACUUGUUUGGAGAAUUCUUCUAGCGGGCGAUUCGUAUGUUCAUAAAUAUUUUUCUUUCAUGAGAUAAAGGAUCCAAGGAAACCACAAGAAGUUCUUUUUAGAUAAAAGGCACUACCAAAAACUUUUCUUGUUCGGUAAAGUAUCGAAAGAGCCUCAUAAGAAAUGACUUUUUUCCCUGUAAAGAAAUAGAUUCUGAAUCUCUUUUCGGACUGAAGAAUAUAACCACCAUUCUUAGAACAAAUUGAAUAUAUCCACCCUUCCAUUUGAGGGUAAUGAAAGUUUCGAACUCAGAAAGUUUCCAUUUCUAACAGGAGCACGUGCAGUCCCUCAUUGUCAGUUGACAUCAGCCAACACUAAGGGUUAGUCGUUCCUCCCGUUGCAAAGAGCUUUGGGUUAAGUAAUUGUGGAACAAGGAAAUGCCUAAAAUCUUAGUGGUUGAAUGCGUGCAAAUAUCUUCAUUUCAGGUCGCCUGAUGCUCAAAAAUUCCUAAGCGCAGAAGACAAACUGAAGAAGAGACCAAGGUUCACUCAAGUCGUGGGUAGAUCUAAACCCUUGGGGUACUCAUCAACCCCUUACGGGGAUUAACUUCAUUCGUGUAACGCUGAGUGGAACCAGGGAUGACAGAAAUGCGAAUGCUAAAUGUAUAUAUUGCACAGAACAAUCUAUAUAACAGUACUGUAAAUUGUCUAAACCAACAUGAAGGAAAAUCACGAUAGAGCAUGCCAUUUUGUGUCAGUAACGUCUUUCUUUCUUCGUAUUUCGAAGUUCCCUUUCUUACAUUGUCUCAACUCUUUUUUCCAUGAACCACACCUUUCAUUCCCAUUCAACUAUUCUCUUGCAAACCUGUGCGCCCAUAUGCUGCUUAUGAAUAAGAUUACUGUGGUCGAAAUUCUUCAGUCAUUUCAUCUCUUGAAAAGGAAUAUCUUCACCUACCAUUGACCAUAUCCUAGAGCACUGCACCAGAAUGGCAUGUUGAAAAAAUCAAAUCCUGUAAAAGCUCUCUAUUCUUCAUUAUUUUUAAGUGAAAUAAUACAAGUGAGUUACUGUUAGUUCUAUCCUUUUUUCGUCUCUAUCAUCACACGUCAAUUUUAUUUAUCUAUUAUCUAAUUUAACGCCAUGACUUUUUUUUUUCGUCUUGGUUUAAUCAGUCAAGCGCUGGAACAAAUGAGCUGAUCAUAAUUUAUUUUCAACUGAAUACCUAAACAAUAUUACAAACAAAUCUUUGGUAAGAAAUGUGAACAAUUGAAUGCUUGCCAAAAGGGUUGAUUGUUUUCACAAAAUGUGAAGAUAUCCUCUCCAAAUCUACUGUUUAAGGGCUCUAAUAGGGAGAAAAGUAAUGUAAGGGGCUUAGUGAUACGAGCUGCUUAUUGCUUGCUCCGCGUCGCAUGAGUAAAUGUCAUGAAAUGCUUUCUUAGAUAUUUUCAGGAAUUUGAGGAGAG